Pollicipes pollicipes is the source of this 1936-nucleotide messenger RNA. Its product is annotated as mitoferrin-2. Gene Ontology annotation, cellular component: mitochondrial membrane. Gene Ontology annotation, biological process: iron import into the mitochondrion. The record is from RefSeq and is a predicted model, not a curated record. Gene Ontology annotation, molecular function: ferrous iron transmembrane transporter activity. Bases 1 to 618 code for a protein of 205 amino acids. NCBI's taxonomy places the organism in Eukaryota, Metazoa, Arthropoda, Thecostraca, Pollicipedomorpha, Pollicipedidae. The transcript is spliced from 2 exons.
AUGGUACGACUGGUGAAGCAGCGGAUGCAGAUGUACAACUCGCCGUUCCGCUCGUGCCUGGACUGCGCGCGCUCGGUGUACCGGCAGGACGGGCUGCGCGCCUUCUACCGCGCCUACGGCACCCAGCUCACCAUGAACGUGCCAUUCCAGUCGAUCCACUUCGUCAUAUACGAGUGGGCGCAGCGCGUGACCAACCCGCAGCGUCAGUACUGGCCGACGGCGCACAUGCUGAGCGGCGCGCUGGCCGGCGCCGGCGCCGCCGCCGUCACUACGCCGCUCGACGUCUGCAAGACGCUGCUGAACACGCAGGAGGCGCGGGUGGUGGCCGACGCCGGCGCCGGCCGGCCCAUCUCGGGGCUGCCGGCCGCCGCGCGCGUCGUGUACCGGCUCGGCGGCGUGGGCGGCUUCUUCCGCGGCCUGCAGGCGCGCGUAGUAUACCAGAUCCCGUCGACGGCCAUCUGCUGGACCGUGUACGAGUCGAUGAAGUACGCGCUGAGCCGGGCGGGCGUGGCCGAGCGCGCCGCGGCGGCCGAGAGCGCCGCCUCCGCCGUGUACCCGACAGUGCCGUUCAACAGGGCGCACGCCCAGGCGUCCGACUUCUCACCGCGCUCCUUGUGAGCGCGCGCGCCCCGCGAGAUUGACCGAUGACGGCUCGGCUGGGACGCGCCGGCCGCGCGAGACCCGGGCUGUUGUCGGAGGCUGCACGGCCGCGCCGGGCGCGCUGCUCGCUGGUGAUGGUGGAUCCGUGCGUCUGGACUUUAAACACACGCACACCUCUAUUUUGGUGCUCUGGUGCUUUCGGAGUGCGGCUGCAGCCCUGACCGGCGCGAGCGGUAUUCUGGCCGCUGCUGUUUCCCCGGGAGUGUAGCUGCCCGUCGGAGGUGACGACCGGCGCCGGCCGCGCGCCGGCGCCGUCGCCGUCGCCGGCCGUCAGUCAGUCCGUCAGUAUUGACUGGCCACAACGCGGCAAUAUUUUAGACCGGUGAUCGCUGAUGUACCUGAUGCUAGUCUCGUCGCGCAACAUCGAGACUGGGCGGCGCCUGCCGCCGCCGCCCGACUAGCUGGGAACUGUUAACCGUCGCUCGCCGCAGCCUCGACCCCCGUCCCGUCCCUCUCUCCCGACCUCCUUCUGCGCCGAUCCGGCGUCCGACGCGCGUGUCUGCAGGCGCUGAUGGCCCCUGACGCCCCGCCCCGAGGGGCCACAAGCGGCCCCGGUUCGCGAUUCGGCGCCGUGAGGGCGGCCCUUCUCACCUCUGUUACCUCCUGUACGGUGUGCGUUCAGGUUUGCUUGUUUGCUUUGCAACGGCCUCGCCCGCUUUCAGUCGCGUCGCCACGGUUCUGUCCGUCUCGGUUUUCGGAGCAGGUGCGAUGACCGCGGGCGUCCGCGUCCGUGGCCGGGCCCGGGCCUCUCGAGCGGUGUGGCGCGGCGGCACGGUGGCCGCCGACCGCUGGGCAGUGUCGCCGCCCCUCCGCCGGGUGCCGGCGGGCACGGUCUCCUCGCGACCACGUCCGCGCACGCAGCGCAUGCCUGUUCCACGCGCACGGAUGCGACUCUGGAGGAUUGGAGUGCAGCUGGUGUCGCCGCUUCAUUUGACCACGGUGCGUGAUCGGCGCGCAGCGAGAGAAAAGGUUUUUGGGCCCCCUAUCGACGACGCCGCCAGUUUGGUGCUGGCGGCCCUUCUGGUUCAGCAUCACCGUCCGGUGCUCGCCCGAUGCAUAACCGCAGGGUUGAUCAAAUUGGGUUCCGGGUUUAGUGGGGCGAGUUCGCAGCGCGGUGAUGCUGAACCUCUCAUUUAUUUACCUAGUUAAACCCUAUCCGUAAGGCAACAAUGGGCAGGGAGAGAGAUUCAGGUCCAGAGGCGGCUUAACCUUUCCCAGCACCGUUGUUAUAGCUGUAUGCGUUUUGUUACUUGCUGAUAGUCAAUACAUGAACAAG